Ostreobium quekettii is the source of this 813-nucleotide messenger RNA. Lineage: Eukaryota; Viridiplantae; Chlorophyta; Ulvophyceae; Bryopsidales; Ostreobiaceae. The record is from the annotation of a GenBank genome assembly.
GGCCCGCUUCCGCCUCCCUUCCCCGCUCCCUUCCGGAUGCAGAUAGCACCGCCGGACGACCCGGCGAGGAACCCCAAGAGGCAACCUUGGCCGAGAUUUGACUCGAAAGCCCCUGCAAUCCCCCCUCCUUGUCCGAAGUGUAAGAAGCACUCCCAACUUGGCGCGAAGGCAAGCCAAAGCCCACUCGAGCAAUCAGGUGCCCAGGCAGCGAGUAUGGCGGACGAUCGACUGCACCUGAACGGGAUGCCCACGGGCGUGCUGCACAAGAUUUUCCACCUGCUCGGCCCGCGCGAUCUCAGCAGGGCGGGGUCGGUCUGCCGCCUGUGGCGAGCGCUGAAUCGCGAUGAUGCGGCCGACUGUCGGUGGCGGGCGCUGUACGCCCAGCGGUGGCCAUUGGCGGGCGAAGGAGAUCCGAUCUGCCGCUGGCAGGCGGCCUACGGCGCGAAGGUGCUGAGGACGCGCGUGUGGCGGGGAAAGUGCGAGACGGACAGCCUGUUCGGUCACAAGGCGGGAGUGCGGUGCGCGAGGCUGCUGCCGGAGCGCGGCCUGGCGGCCACAGGUGCGGGUUUGGAGCACCCCCUCCUGCGGGUUAGGGAGUGUUCUGGGAGUGCGAGGUCCCGAAGAGAAGACUGCUCGUUUGGUGGAUGGGGAAGUGUGUGGUUAAUUGGGGCCUUCCUGCCUUGCCCCUUGCAGCGCCUUGUCGCUUUGUUGCUGAGGGUGAUGUGCGAUUGUGUGGAAGUGUGUGGAUUCUUUUGGUGGAUUCUCCUGCCAUCGGACACUGUGCAUCAUCUUACCGUAGAUCACAGAGGAUAG